Uranotaenia lowii is the source of this 1186-nucleotide messenger RNA. RefSeq names its product protein TIPIN homolog. Gene Ontology annotation, cellular component: nucleus; replication fork protection complex. The coding region runs from base 143 to 955 and encodes 270 amino acids. The transcript has 3 exons. The record is from RefSeq and is a predicted model, not a curated record. Gene Ontology annotation, molecular function: DNA binding. Gene Ontology annotation, biological process: DNA damage response; replication fork arrest; DNA replication checkpoint signaling. Lineage: Eukaryota; Metazoa; Arthropoda; Insecta; Diptera; Culicidae.
CAGUUUUGAGCGUGUAGACUAAAUUUUUUUGUUGGCGCGCAACCGAUGUUUUUCAAGAUAAAAACCUUAAAAACACGAUUUUACGUUUAUACAGUACAAUUUCGUUUGUUAAGUGAUAAAUAAACACCCCGUCAACGCGACAAUGACGGAUUUCGAUAAUUUGUUCGGGGGAAAUGAAAACGACGGUGAGAUUCUUUCUGAAGACGAACCUGUUGAGGAAGAAGGAGAAAACGAAAAUCUAGAUGCCAACAAUGAUGGAAACGCCGCGCCAAUCAAAGUUCAACAGAAAAAAACGGUCAGAAAUCCCCGGAACACGUUGAAUGUUCAGCGAUUGUGUGGUCCCCGUGGGGUGGCCGAUUUAGAAAACUACUACAAAGGCUUCAAAUUUCGUGGGAAGGGAUAUGAGAAAGAAGAUCUGGAUGCGGUGCUCCAGAGGAUGCAACACUGGGCUCACAGGCUGUAUCCAAAGUACGGUCUAGACGACAGUUUGGAGCAAUUUGAGAGACUAGGCCGGAAAAAGCAAUUGCAGUCAUACAUGAAUAAAUAUCGAAUGGAUAUGCUGGAACCUCAACUGAUGGAGGAUGACCAAGAGGAUGAUGGGCUCGUAUAUGAAUCUAAUGCAUUCAAUCAACCGUUAGAUCCACUGGACAGCAUGCUCGAGGAACAAAUUGCGAUUUCACGUGCUGGGGCGAGUUUCAACACCUCUGGCAUUGGAAAUUUGACCCAAUCGGAACGCAAUUUUGAUGUUUUACGCGAUGAAUCAAUUGACUGUUCACCUGCUCCUAGUCGUUCGAAUGAAGAAUCGUCGAAGAGUUUGUCCGACGAAGUACGCGCUAAAAUCGCUGCAAACCGAUUGAAAGCUUUAGAAAUCAGGAAACAGAAGAUGGAAUCGAUGGCAUCGGCAGGUCAAUCCGAAAAACAUCCGUCUUCAGCGGAAAACUUGACGGAAUUAUAAAAGGUAUAACUAGUUUUAGAAGCUAGUAAUAAUAAUGUUAGUACAUUAGUUUCAAAUACAUCAUCCAACGAUGUUAUAACAAAACAAUGUUUUGGAUUCGCAAUUUGUUAGUUUUCUUCAUUUUUACUACUUCUGAUUUAAAUUUAAGGAUUUACCUAUGUAUGUUAUUUUUGUCAUACCGGAAAGGAUUUCUCAACUCAAAAUUAAAAUUUGACCGAAUUAAAUGAUAUU